GCAGAGCCGGCAGCGGCGGCGGGCUCAGGCUCUCGGCGCGGCAUGGGGGAGGCCAGUGACAUGGACAGCGGGAUCGUGCUGCACUCGGGCCCUGACAGCCCGGUGUGCCCCCCGAAGGAGAGGGUGCUGGUGGGGCAGCGGCAGCAGCAGGCACUGGAGGCCCAGCUUGAUGGCUGCAUCCAGGAGCUGCGACAGCUGUGCCUGCGUGAGGCGGAGCUGACGGGGACCCUGCCCUGCGAGUACCCCCUGAAAGCUGGCGAGAAGCCCCCCAAGGUCCGUCGCAGGAUCGGGGCUGCCUUCAAGCUGGAUGAGAUCGCCGUUCUGCGUGGGGUGGACCCUCUGGAACGGGAGCGGGCGCUGCAGCUGCAGAUUGCCGAGGCCGCCCGCCGGCUCUGCCGCGAGGAGAACAUCGGCCGGCAGGUGCGGAAGAGGCGGCAGACGGCAGCACUCCGGGAGGAGCAGAAGCUGCGGGAUCUGGAGCAGGUCCUGAGCCAGCGGCGGCUGCUGGCAGGGCAGCGGGACAUCAGUACCGCCAAGGAGCUCAGUGCCUCCGACGGGAGCUCCAUGUUUGACACUGGCCUGCUGGAGGAGGAGGACACACAGCCACCAGGGCCUGCCACUCCACAGAGGUCCCCAUCUCCCAAGGACCCCACCAAGGAGGAGGAGGAGAAGUCAGGGCUUCUGGUGCCCCCCCACAUUCCCUGUCAGGAGACCAGCCUAGACAGAUCCUACGAGAGGACCAAAAAUCCCAGCGUUGACCCUGAGGAUGGGGAAACCCAGAGCUCCCAAUGCUGUCUUGGGUCCCUGAUGGCUGCCCCUGCCAGCUCCUUGGCCCCCAGCAGCCCUGACUCUGCAAGCCCCCCAGUGUCCAGGACAGGCGACCCUCCCUACCGGUUUAUCCCCAUUCGGACCCUGGUGCUGUGCCAGCAGGCAGGUUCCAGUGCUCCCAGCACCCCUGAGCCAUCAGGACGGCAGGGACAGACCCAAUCUCUGAGGGUGGACCCAUGCUGGCAGCCAGCUGAGCCACGGGGCCGCAGCGCCGCACCCCGCCGGCGCCCUACCUACUACACAGUCACUGUGCCCACCUCCUGCAUUCUGACCCCCGGCCCUGCGUGCCGCUCUGGCUCCGAUGACAGCAUCUCCGACCUCUCCAGCAUCUCCCACGCCACCUCCCUGGGCAGUAGCAGCCCUGACAUGUCCUUUGCAGUUCCGCUGCCCCUUGCUGAGCCUGGUUACUACCCACGGGGUGCCCUCCAGCUCCUGCCACCUGCUGGCCCCCUGACUUUCCUGUAUGAGCAGGAUCUGGCCCCACUGCGGUACCAGCGCCUGGUGCCCUCCCGUAGCCGCAUCGUGCGCACCCCCUCGCUCAAAGACUACACGCCCGCCGGGGCCCGGGGGGUCUCCAAGGCUGCCGUCACCGAGGAGCUCAAGUCAUGGCACCAACGUGCCCGGCUGAGGAGUGCCCGGCCCCACUCCCUUGACCGGCAAGGGGCUUUCCAGAGACCCCAUGGUGGGACCACCAGGGACAUGCCCAUUGCUCAUGGAAUCCUGUCACUGGUUCAGGGUCCCCCGGUGCAGGUGCUGCGGCGCUCAGCAGCCGGCGUGCCCGUGCAGGUCUACAUGCCCGAGAAUGGUGAGAUUGUCACCCAAGUGUGAGUGCCGUGUCCUCACCCCGGGGCGGGGGCACAUCCUGGCUGGCCCAGGGGCGGCAGGGACAUCUCAUGCUUCCCCACCCCGGCGUGGGGGCACAGGAGGGAGCCACAGUGGGGUGGCAAGGGCUGGCCCCCACCCUGUGUUCCCUCACUGGCACUGCAAUGCUGAUAGGGACACUGUGACCCCAGUGCUUAUGGUGACCUUGGUGUCACCACGACCCUGAAUUUGAGGUUCUGGUCUCUAAUAAAAGUGGU
This is a messenger RNA of Camarhynchus parvulus, 1907 nucleotides long. It is a transcript of the gene INAVA, whose product is annotated as innate immunity activator. The record is from RefSeq and is a predicted model, not a curated record. Bases 43 to 1656 code for a protein of 537 amino acids. Gene Ontology annotation, biological process: positive regulation of protein ubiquitination; adherens junction maintenance. The transcript is spliced from 9 exons. NCBI's taxonomy places the organism in Eukaryota, Metazoa, Chordata, Aves, Passeriformes, Thraupidae.